This is a messenger RNA of Aspergillus heteromorphus CBS 117.55, 1851 nucleotides long. RefSeq names its product phosphotransferase family protein. The record is from RefSeq and is a predicted model, not a curated record. Bases 268 to 1851 code for a protein of 527 amino acids. Lineage: Eukaryota; Fungi; Ascomycota; Eurotiomycetes; Eurotiales; Aspergillaceae. The transcript has 2 exons.
CUUGUUCUGCCUCGGGCACAAAACUCACAUGCCCCUCCCUACCUCCUUGGAACUAGCACACAUCGACCCCUUGAAGAUUCCGUGGGGAUUGCAGAAGGUCUCUUCUUCCUCCAACUGUACUCCGGACGACUUAUCGUGUUCCAUCUGCUUUAUCCCAUACAGCCCUUUCUUGACUCGCCCUCGGGCUACCCCGCACCUCGAUUCCACCGACUUCUUCUUGGCCUUACCGGCUGGUCGCGACCAUCCAUCGGCCCCUCCUCCGAUGAUAUGGACACCAAUGCGUUGGUCGAUCUCGUUCACGAGGCGCAAGGUCGGUUGUGGGUUGACAAGGUAAACGAGACCCACCAAACGGGCCGUCUCUGCCAGUGGGUGUCGACGUUCCAUCCCGAACAGCUUACCUGUCAACUCGACGGUACCUUCCAUCAUGGCUCCUUCAAUGCGGGCAUGAAGAUGGUUUUCAGUGACAGUACCGCCUGGAUGGUCCGCUUCCCUCGUGGGGGAAAGGUCUGCGAGGACUACAUGGACGAGAAGGUUUCCAUGGAGGUGAUGGCGUUGCGUCUUCUCCGCAACAAGACGACCAUUCCCGUUCCGGGAGUCCAGGCGUGGGGCCCCGCCUUCAGCAACCCACUCGGUCUGGGCCCGUUCAUCAUCAUGGAUUUCAUCGAUGGAGUAAGUCUGAGUGACCUGCUCCGGGACCCCAACGCCGAGCGCCCUAGCAGGGUCAUGCGGGGGGAUAUCCACAAUGCCGAUGUAGAGGUUAUUUACCGCCAGUUGGCGAACUUUUUGCUUCAGCUCUUCAAACUUGAUUUUGAUCGGAUCGGUAGCCUGCCGUCGCCGUCACCCCAGGGUGAAGCCCAUGGUCCCAGUCCUGCAUUCGCACGGCCAUUGACAUUCAAAGCACAUAAUAUCCUACAAAAUGGGGGUGUUGAUACUUUCGGCGACCGAUCUCAGGGGUUCGCCACGACAACCGAAUAUUUCCAGUACGUCAUCUCCCAGGACUGGGCGCAGCUUUUACAACAGCCGAACUCUACUGUUGGUCCCUACGACGCUCAAAACAAAUAUGUGGCAUUCAACGUCCUCCAAGCCCUGGCACCAGACUUGGUCAACCCAAACUACGACCAUUGCAAAUUCAAGCUGAUAUGUGAUGACCUCGGCCUGGCGAAUUUGAUUGUCCGUAGCAGAGAAGACCUGACUGUCGUGGGGGUGGUGGAUCUCGAGUGGUCAUACAUCGGACCCGCGCAGCUGGCUGGAUCAGCGCCGUGGUGGCUUCUCCAGGAUAGGCCCGUCAACAGCGUGUGGGACUGCAAGGGCGACGAGCCGCCGGAGAUUGCCGCCCGGUACUUCAAAUGUCUGGAUCUUUUCAUCCGGAUCUUGGAGGAGGAAGAGGCUAAAAUGCCAGGAUGCGAGGACCGAGAACUCUCCGGCCUUGUCAAGUGGUCGCAGGCAUCCGGGGCCAUGUGGCUGCACAUGCUCAUCUCCUCUGGCUUCAACGACCAUCGCAGCUUUCCUUUUACACAGCUGCGCCAGCACCUGGGGCCUGAGUGGGCAAAGCGCGAGACGGAAUUUGACAACAUAGCGGAGCUUGAGUCGUUUGCAGAGCGGAAAGUGCAGGAGUUAGGCAUGUAUGAUGAAGCCUUGGAGCAAAUGGAAGAGAGCAAAGCGCUCAUGGAGAGUGGGGGUAUGACACUGGAAGAGUUUGUUGCCAGCACUUCAAUAGGGGAAGGUAGUAUUCCCCGUUCAUCGUCUGCCUUGGUGAGCAAUCAUACGGACAAUGAGGCGAACAACGAUCAAGGGCUGUUGCAUAGGGUGGCCGCCUGGCUUCUCUCGCAAGCUGCAAAGUGGAUCGGGUGA